AAUUAAAAAACAAACAAAUCUACACAAAUGAUGAACAAGAAAGUCACAAUAAUAAUAAAAAGCCGAAAAGAAAGGAAAAAAAAAAACAAGAUCCACCUCGAACCUCUCUCCACUCUCCCACUACAUUCCAAUCCAAUCACAAUCACCCUCUCUUCUCUCACAACAACAACAACACCACCACUAUCCUCACCCCCUUGUUGUCUCCCAAACCCCAUCCCCAAUUAUCACUCUCUAUAAUCCUUCAAUCAAAUUCCACAAAUUGAUUCUCUCUUCACCACCACCACCAUCACCACCACCACCGCCUUGAACAAAACCAGUGCUUGAUUCAUCACACACAUACACCGAACUCUGUGUGUGUCAGAUUUUGAGAAUCCAAUAAUGAGAGAAGACGAUUCAAAUUGGUUUUCACGAUGGGAAGAACAACUACCUCCACCGGAAGAACUCAUGCCUUUAUCACAAACCCUAAUCACUCCUGAUCUCGCUAUAGCUUUCGAUAUCAGAAACCCUCACACCACGAACACUAUCAACGCUAAUCCGCAACACCAACAACAUCAUCAACAACAACAGCAACAACCUCCACCUUCUUCUCUUCCUUCCUCAACCGAUUUCGCAGAUUCCGGCGAACUCGGUUCCGGUACAGCCGGUGAAGAACCGGCCAGGACACUCAAAAGACCACGACUUGUAUGGACCCCACAACUCCACAAACGUUUUGUCGACGCUGUAGCGCACCUCGGAAUAAAAAACGCUGUUCCGAAGACGAUAAUGCAGCUUAUGAGUGUUGACGGUUUAACCAGAGAAAACGUGGCUAGUCACUUGCAGAAAUAUCGGCUUUAUCUCAAACGCAUGCAGGGAAUUUCCUCCGCCGGUGGCGGUGGUUCUGGUGGUGGCUCUGUCGGAGUCAAUGACCCUGCCACCGACCAUCUAUUUGCUAGCUCACCUGUGCCACCGCAUUUCCUUCACCCGGUUGCUAGGCCGAAUUCCGAUCACUAUAUGCCUUUUGUUCCUGUACCUGCCAUUCACCAUCAGCAGCAACUGGCUGCUGCUCAGUAUCACCGGCCGGUGGGACAUUUCGGGUCGCCGCCGAAUGGUCAUUUUGACAAUCCAUUCUUGUCUAGACAACAACAGCAUCAACAGCAACACCAACACCAGCAACAGCUUCAUAGGAUUGGGGCACAAAUGCAUCAUAACCCUGUUGGUGGUUAUGUGGAGGAUAUGGAAUCAGCGAAUGCGUCGGGAGGGAGAAAGGUUCUUACUUUGUUUCCAACUGGAGAUGAUUGAAUUUGGAUAAUAAUUAUACAUAUUGAUCUGGUUUGUCUCAUUAGUUGCAUUGGGCCUUCAAUUGUCUUGAGUUAAUGUUAGGUCAUUGCUGGUGUAUUUAAUGUUUGGUCAGGUUCUUAGUUGUUAAUUUGUGUUAGGCUCAUUGGUUAUCUCGGUGUUUAUGUUACUAAUUGGUAUUGGAGUCUAUAUUCGAAGUUAAACUAUGCAGAUCCAAAAGCUCUUCCGGUCUUUUAUGGAGUCCUAUAAAACAGAAAAUUCCUUCUACAAUUACCCUGUUCGUGGCGGUCUAUGUAUUCUGCAUCGGCUUCUGGUGACUGACAUUCAUCAUGAUGUCACUUAUGGGAGAGGUUAUGCUUAUGCCUGUCUUUGAAUCAGUAGUUGUGUUGUCUGGUAUUUAAGGCUUCCUCUAUGUUGUUUUAUCCCAUGGAUGUCUGGUAGUUCGGCUGCACCGCAAUUGUAAUUCAGAGUAUUACGGUUUGGGAAGUUUUGAAUUGGUAUUCAUGGCAGAGUUGUAAAAGCUGCAAGUUUGGUAUUUAUCUCUGCAGAAGGACAUUACCUCGGCAGAUACUAAGAGAAGCAUAUCUGAUUGGCACAUAUGAUUGUGAAUUCUUCUAAAUUUGGGAGCCUCUAUUGUGAAGGACUUGUCUCUUUUGUGUCCCGUCGUGUCCUAUAGAGGUGAGUUGUACAUUGUUUGAUUCUAUAGAAAAGACUCAAAGGGCAGUUGUUUAAAAUUCUAAUCUUACUCCAAUGCGAGGUUAAUUUCUCUAUGCUAGAUCAAAGUAAAACUAGUUUCUUCAGUUUCCGAGUAAACCCGGCUUAAAAGAAUACAAUAAGCUCAUCUUAGUUGUGUAUUUCUUCUUAUUUGACUAUCAAUUUGCUUAUAACCAGUCUCUUAACAUACUAUGUUUUUGAGGCAUAUUAAUGUUCCAAGUUCCAAUUGUUCAAAUUGACUUUCUUGUUCUAGUUUUGGAUAACAUAUCGAUGUGUACUUAAAUUGAGAGACUAUUGGAUUUGGAAUACAUUAAUGUGGCGUUCUGUUAGAA
Messenger RNA from Lathyrus oleraceus (garden pea), 2321 nucleotides. Its product is annotated as transcription factor MYBC1. Gene Ontology annotation, cellular component: nucleus. Bases 379 to 1278 code for a protein of 299 amino acids. The transcript has a single exon. Gene Ontology annotation, biological process: regulation of DNA-templated transcription. The record is from RefSeq and is a predicted model, not a curated record. Gene Ontology annotation, molecular function: DNA-binding transcription factor activity; DNA binding. NCBI's taxonomy places the organism in Eukaryota, Viridiplantae, Streptophyta, Magnoliopsida, Fabales, Fabaceae.